AUGAAGAAUGUCAUGAAGAAAGUUAUCUCUCCUCUACAAGCAACAUAUGUUCCGGGGAGCCAAAUAUAUGAUAAUAUUCAUCUUGUACAAGAAAUUGUUCACACUAUGAACAAUAAAAAAGAGACAUCAAAACAUUUGGCAUUGAAGCUUGACAUGUCAAAAGCAUUCGAUAGGAUAGAAUGGUCAUUUUUUAUGGAUAUUAUUUCACGGACGGGGUUUAGCCAAGAGUGGUUUAAUCUAAUAAUGCAAUGCAUUAGCACCACUCAAAUAUUCAUUCUUCUCAAUGGAAAUCCUUGUCGUGCUUAUAAGCCAACUCGAGGAGUUAGACAAGGCGAUCCGUUAUCACCAUAUUUGUUCAUCAUUGUCAUGGAAGCUUUCUCUCGACAAUCAAUUCAUGCAGAGCAGAAUAACAAAAUACGAGAAUUUGGUGAAGCUUCUGGUCAAUCAGUAAACUUUAACAAAUCAAGUGUCUACUACAGCGUGCAUUGUCCACAGAGAUUCUGCAGAUUGCUUACAAGAAGGUUGAAGAUCCCAAAAAUGAAAUAUAACGAAAGGUAUUUAGGUCUGCCAUUGCUUAUUGGGAUUUCUGGUGGGGCUUUACCGAAAAAAGAGGUACUUAUAUCACUUUUUGGAAAAAAAGUAAUUUUGCACAAGAAUCUUGGAGGACAAGGAUUUAAAGAUUUGAAGACUCUUAAUCAAGCUCUCCUGGUUCGUGCAGCAUGGAGAAUGUGUAGUAAUCCAUAUGAGGAGUGGGUUAAAGCCAUCCAAGCAAAAUAUUUUCCUUUUACCAGCAUGAUUCAUGCAAGUUCUAAAACAAGCUGCUCAUGGGAUUGGAAGGGAGUACAAAAACAAAUUUCAUUUAUUAAAGCUGACAGUAGAUGGAGAUUUGGCAAAGGUGAUAAAAUCAAGAUAUGGCUUGAUGUAUGGGUAACAUGCAUGAAUGAACCACCAACUCCACAACAAGGGGUGACAAACAGUGAAGAUUAUAUUUGGGUUCAUGAGUUAUUAGUUCAAGAUGGAAAACAUAUGGAAUACGGCACAUGUAUUCCUUCAGAAAGUGACAGAAACAUAACAGAUAUCUUUGAAUACUGGAUGCAACUUAGUCGACAACACAGUAUAUCAACAGGAUGGUUAAAUACUGCCAUGAGUGUUUCAUGGUCUAUCUGGAAUGAAAGAUGCGAGGUUAAGUUUCAACAGAAGCAGGCCAUCCCUCAGUCAGUUGCUAGAAAAGCUACCAACUUUGCAGCUUACAUAGAAAAGCUGAAUGAAAAGCAUGAACAUAGACCAGUUGAUGAAUAUCAUACAAUAUCCUCUCCACAUUGGAAACCACCUGCAUCACCAUUUUAUGUCAUAAACUGUGACGCUUCUUAUGAUGAAACUGGUGGGGAUGCUCUACAAAAUGCUAUGCAGGAGUAA
Molecule: messenger RNA, 1416 nt
Organism: Papaver somniferum (opium poppy)
Lineage: Eukaryota; Viridiplantae; Streptophyta; Magnoliopsida; Ranunculales; Papaveraceae
Exons: 5
Coding region: 1-1416 (471 amino acids)
Source: RefSeq, a predicted model, not a curated record